CCUAGUAAUCGGCCAACGCAGACGUUGUACAAGUCUCCAAGUGCGAAUAUAUUUUCAUUAAAUUAAUGUAGCUUCCUCAAUUGAUAUUUUUUUACAGAAGAAAACGAAAUAAAGAACAACAAAAAAAAAAAAAGAAAACGAAAGGGGAACAAAAUCGAAUUGCGCGCAAACGUACGAUAUAAAAGGAUACAUGCAAAAAACAGAAAAAAAUAAAAUAAAAAAGUAUCAAAAAUUUUCAUAACUGUAAUUAAGAUAAUACUUGUCAAGUAAUAAGCUGCACGUUAAAAGACAGUGCUUAUUUAACGAGUGUUCAUUGUGAAUAAAAAAAAUAAAAAAAAAGGAUACGAAACUGUUCCAUUUCUUUUGAUUUUUUUUUUGUUUGUUUCUUUAAGUGAAUGAAAAUCAUUAUUUUUAUUUCUUCGUUUUAUCUUCUUUUAAUUAGUGCAUUUUCAGUGAAGUUUUUUAUCAUCAAGGAAAAUACGAUAAAAGGAAUACAUCAAAGGUUUCCGUCUGAUCAUUUCAAACCCAAACUACUGCGAAUCGAUCGAUAACCUCUCCAAACAUAUUACUACGAUAUCGUAGAUAAAAGUUUCCCUAAAAAAUCAAAUCAGAGACAGGUGUAUGAUAUCUCUCAAUCAGUUGAUGAUUCGAGAUGCAUCGGAUAUAUGGAGACUGAGAAAACGUGGGAAAAUAUUGUAGACGUUCGUAUACGAAAUAGGAUCUCAUUCAAGGGCACCACGAUACAUUUUUCUUCGAAAAAUAUGUCUGAAGUUCAUCCACUUGUCUGUUCAUCCACUGUCAAAUCAGACGAAACGAUGUCUGGCAUCGAUCCUCGUAACAUCGUUAAUCUCGAGGUGGGGUUACCCGGGGACACCUGGUGGUAUCGUGUAGAGAGGGAACGAUUGGCCAAAAAAUCUGAAUGGUUUCGUGCAAUGCUUAUGGGACCCUUAGCACCAGAACGAACAGAUCCUCCCCCACUUGUAACCAUAAAACAUAUUGAAAAACGAGCCUUCGAUCAUUUUCUCAGAUAUCUCAACGACGAACCUAUUAUCUUUCAAUCAGUAUCAACUGCCAGAGCCACGCUUGACGUAGCACAUCAAUAUCUCUGUUCAGAUCUCGCACGUUUAGCUAUUAAUUAUCUCGAAGAGAAUUUAAAUUCCUCAAACGUUCUCGAAGUUUAUGAAAAUCUUUAUCUAUAUGCAAAUCCACUUUCAUUUUCUACAAUUGAAGAUAAGAAUAACGAAUCAUCUAAUAAACCUUCUGCUCCACCCGCGCCCAAUGACGAAGCUGGUGAAAUAGCUGCAGCUUGUACGGUACUUCUUUCACGAUGUUUGGACAUAAUCGAUGCUAAUCCUUCAACUAUACUUACUCAAGAACGUUUCGAAGAAUUGAAUGCCAAAGAAAUUGAACAAAUUGCGUGUCGUGAUACAUUGAGAUUACCUAACGAAGUGAUUCUAUUUUCUGCACUAAAUAAAUGGGCUGCAUCGAAUUGUAGAAAACGUGGUGUCGAACCUACUUCUUCAAAUAAAAGGGCUGCCCUAUCUGACGAAGUGUGGUAUUCCGUAAGAUAUUUACUUAUGACCGAUAAGGAAUUUAUUGACGGUCCCAUGGCUAAUGGUAUUUUAUCUAGCGAAGAGUCAGCUUUUAUUUUUGCCAAAAUUCUUGGACACCCUAGUAAAGGAGAGGCAAAUAUUUCAAGAAGCAGCCCUCUUUGGAGGUUAACCAACAAACCAAGAAGUGGAACAAUAACGUGCCAUAAACAAGAUUGUAGCAUGUUAAAAUCAGGUAAGAAGGAACGUCAGGAUAAUAGAAAAAAUCGACGAAAAGAGUGUGCUAGUCAAGCGUGUUCCAGAAUUUGUACCUGUUUCGUACGUGUUUUAGCAUGUGUAUUCGAGUAAAUAGUAAAAAUUGAAAAUAAGCUUCCACGCUUUAUUACUACAACUUUCAUCAGAAGAACAAAAAACAAACCAAAUAAAAAAGAACAAUAUUCAAUUGCACUUUUGCUAAUUUUCAAAUAUAUUGAUAAGUUAUAUGUAUAUAUAUAUAAGAUUUCUAAGAAAUCAUAGCAAUCGAAAACAACGAAAAACGAAAUAUUUAGAUCUCAUUAAAUGAAUUUUUGAUUUUCGAUAUUCCUUACAGUGCCAUCGAAUAUUAUAAAGAAAAGAAAACAAAAAAAUAGAUUUUAUGUAUUUGUGUGACAAGAUUUUUUAUGACUUUCGUUAACACCAAUCGUAUUAUUCGAUAACUAUAUUUAAUUAUUUAA
Molecule: messenger RNA, 2263 nt
Organism: Polistes dominula (European paper wasp)
Lineage: Eukaryota; Metazoa; Arthropoda; Insecta; Hymenoptera; Vespidae
Gene: axed
Product: BTB/POZ domain-containing protein axundead
Biological process (GO): neurogenesis
Cellular component (GO): cytosol
Molecular function (GO): protein binding
Source: RefSeq, a predicted model, not a curated record